Messenger RNA from Penicillium longicatenatum, 2010 nucleotides. Its product is annotated as terpene cyclase/mutase family protein. Lineage: Eukaryota; Fungi; Ascomycota; Eurotiomycetes; Eurotiales; Aspergillaceae. The record is from RefSeq and is a predicted model, not a curated record. Gene Ontology annotation, cellular component: lipid droplet. Gene Ontology annotation, biological process: triterpenoid biosynthetic process. The transcript has a single exon. Bases 1 to 2010 code for a protein of 669 amino acids. Gene Ontology annotation, molecular function: intramolecular transferase activity.
AUGGGUUUGGCCAACGAGCAAGUCCAAGCUUUGUCAGAAAUACAAUUGCUUGUUGAAGUCGAACAGUCUUUAAAACUUUCAAAUGACUAUGCUAUUGGUUUAGCUCGCCCAGAUGGACACUGGUGUGGAGAACUGAGAUCAAACGUUACAAUCACGUCCGAGUAUAUCUUCCUUCGACAAGCAUUAGGUCUCGACCUGGAAGCGGACAGCAACGCUUACCGUCGCCAUAUUCUUUCUCAACAAAACGAUGACGGUUCCUGGAGUCUGGCCCCCGAGUAUCCAGGAGAUGUAUCGACCACAACAGAAGCCUAUCUAGCGCUGAAAAUACUUGGGGUCAGUCCCAAUGUGCCACUCAUGCAACAAGCUAAAGACUUUGUCCUCAGAGCUGGUGGUGUUGCAAAAGUUCGCGUUUUCACACGUAUCUUUCUCGCAACAUUUGGCUUGUUUCCCUGGGAUUCGAUUCCUCAAUUACCAGUUGAGCUCAUGCUUCUCCCUUCAAUCUCCUUGAUCAACAUCUACAAGUUUGCAUCCUGGGCGCGAGGUACUAUCGCCCCCCUUCUGAUUAUCUGCCACCACCAACCCGUCUACGCGCUUCCAAAUGGGCUCUACGCCGAGAAUGACUACCUGGACGAGCUGUGGCAGGACCCCAUGAUGAAGAAUGUCCGCUGUGGCCCCACUCUUCUUGAACUGGCCUCUCAGGGAGACGUCACGGGCCUUGCAUUCGGCAUACUCGAUAAACUACUCUACCAACUGAAUGGGCUUCGCUCCGUUCCACUUCUUCGUACAUACGCCCGGAAGGAGUGUAUGAAGUGGAUCCUGGAGCGCCAAGAGCCAACCGGCGAUUGGGCCGGUAUUUUUCCACCCAUGCACGCCAGUGUGUUUGCUUUCGUGUUGGAGGGUUAUAGUCUCGAUGAUGCUCCUGUCCGUCUAGGAAUUCAAGCCCUCGAAAAUUUUGCCUGGGAAGACGAGAAUGGCAAACGAGUUCAGCCAUGUGUCUCGCCCGUUUGGGAUACAGCCUUGAUGUCCAUCGGACUCCGCGAUGCGAAAUCACCCGAUCACAAGACCCUCGAGAAGGCCAUCAAUUGGAUUCGGAACCGCCAACUUCUGGAACCCCGUGGUGAUUGGCGGGUAUACCGCCCGCAUCUCAUCCCAGGAGGAUUCAGCUUUGAGUACGAAAACAGUUGGUAUCCUGAUGUGGAUGACACGGCUGCUAUCAUUCUGGCCCAGCUAAAGCAGAAUCCGAAAUCAGUCACCUCGUAUUCUGUCGUGGCGGCAGCCACAUGGAUAAUCGGCAUGCAGAAUCCAGACGGUGGAUGGGCUGCUUUUGAUGUGGAGAACGAUAAGCUGUUCCUCAACAAGAUACCUUUCAGCGACAUGGAUAGCCUGUGUGACACAUCAUGUCCCGAUAUUACUGGUCGCAUUCUGGAAGCCUUUGGUCUGAUGAUGAAAGUUGCUCCUGAAAAGGCGCCAGCCGGUUUUCCAGCGUUGCGUGCAGCUUGCAUGCGUGGGAUUUCAUACCUUACUUCUACGCAGGAGCCUAAUGGAUCAUGGUUCGGGAGAUGGGGAUGCAACUAUCUGUACGGCACGAGUCAUGCACUAUGUGGUCUCUCCUAUCACCGUAAUGAUGACAGAAGAGUGGAGGGACUAGUGCAGCCAGCUCUGCGAUGGUUGAAAACGAGGCAAAAUUCCGAUGGUGGCUGGGGCGAGUCCUUGCUAACCUAUCGCACUCCUUCCACUCUCCCGACAGCAUCAACUCCGUCCCAGACUGCAUGGGCACUAAUGGGAUUACUGGCUCAUCUCCCAUAUACUGACCCGACCAUUACCCGUGGAAUCCGCUACUUGGUAUCCUCGCAGCAGCCGGAGAAAGGGAUUGGAUCUUCCUGGCCCGAAUCUGUAUACACCGGAACUGGAUUCCCAAAUCAUUUCUAUUUGGGCUAUGAUUACUACCGUCAUUACUUCCCCAUGAUGGCCCUCGGCCGAUUUUUGCAGGAGGCUAGGGGUGGGGACUAA